Messenger RNA from Anolis sagrei ordinatus, 1792 nucleotides. RefSeq lists its product as uncharacterized. NCBI's taxonomy places the organism in Eukaryota, Metazoa, Chordata, Lepidosauria, Squamata, Anolidae. Gene Ontology annotation, molecular function: metalloendopeptidase activity. The record is from RefSeq and is a predicted model, not a curated record.
CCUUCCCUUGGCUGAGAGGCCAACCAAUCACAGCAGGAGGAGGGCUUUUAGUGAGAUGAUUCGCUGCCGGUUUCCAAAAAAUAAGGGAAUGACAGGCAGAGAGAUCUUCAGCCUUCUCUGCUAAAGGGGUUCCUAAGUCCAUCAGAAAUAUAUUUUUCUGAUGGUCUUUGGCAACUCCUCUGAAACCCCUCGUGAUUCUCCCCAGGGGUCCCGACCCCCAGGUUGAGAAAUGCUGAACUAAACUCUAGUCUUUACUUCCUUAGGAAUGGUCACUGAAUUUUCAAUCUGGCAUGCUUGAGAUAUGUUAAUGCAUGUUUGCCACUAGCUUGAACAAAUAGCUAAACAAAAGAGUUUGUGCCUCAAAAUGGCUACCAUCUUGUAUUGCAGUCUAUAAGCUCAGAAUGAACUUGUUUUCCAUUUGUGUAUUUGUGUAAAUGUUCCAUUUACUAUUUUAAUUAGGUAUUCUCCACAAUCUAUUGGACUGCAGCUCCCAUGAUACCUCACCAUUGGCUAUGCUUACUCGAAUUGUUAACAUUUGUAGCAGAAAACCGAAGUAGAAGAUUCGUACAGAUUGGUGCAUAUUUACAUUCGCACAAUUAUGGGCUCAGUCUUUACACUACUGGAGUCGACAAAGCCUCCGAAUAAAAAGAUCAGUACAAUUCAAGACCUUACCAAGGAGGAGGCAAAAAUAUUGGAAGCAGCAAAGCAGCAGACACUAGAUAUUAUGCUAGAUGCCCUGAAGAAGAAGGACAAAGUACUGAUGAAAGUACCUCAGAGAGUCUUCCUUAAAGGAGAGGAGAAAGAGUCCUUUUGGAUGCAGCGUCAUGCCAUUCUAACAGAAGACACCGUCCAAAAGCUUAUUGCAGAACUCAAGAAAGUAACAUUUAAGAAGAACAUUAGAAAGCCUUUCACUUAUGCAUACAUAGAACAGACAAAUGAGAAUAAGAUCAUUUAUCUAUGUGAUAUGUUCUGGAAAGCUCCAGAAUAUCUUGAGAAAGACUCCCAGCCAGGUACACUCAUCCAUGAAUUGUCUCAUUUUCUGGGUACCACCGACCUCACUUACAAAGAGAGCACCCUUUAUGUUGCAUGCAAAGGUAUCCUGGUAAAAGGCAGCUCAUUAAAUCCUCUUACUCCUGAAGAAGACUACUGGGAAAAGGCUCUUGGGAAUGCCUUCCUAAAUGCUAACAGCAUUGCACAUGAGUUUGAGCUCACCCUCAACCACAGAGGAAGUUAUGUGGAUGGCAAGUACUCCUGCUGUGGGGAAACCAAACGGCACUCUGUGUGUGAGUCUUCUGUGCCUGACUACUUCCACACUUGCACCUCGGAUGAAACGUGGGAAACAGAGAUACUUCUGAAGGAACUACAUCAAAGAUCAGAGGCAAUAGCACACAAACUAAAGGAGUUUCACAACAAUAUGGAGGAAGUGUGUGAAUCUCUUAGAGAAGCCAAGGCAAAACCUACUAGGGGAGCAUUAACAAAGAUUGUCCUAAUGACGUACAUCCUGGUUCUCUCAUCAUUUAAACUUUCUGCACUGCAGGAAAGAGAAAGUAGAUUGACUAUGAGGAAAACCACCAGUGUCUCUACCAUCAUUUCCGCUGCAAGGGAAUUCACAAAAAAUAAUGAAUUGUAUCCCAUCCUGGAUGAAUGUCAACGUUUCUUGGAUAUCCAGAGACUUCUAAAGUUCCUAGAUGGAGAUGAACUCUUUGCAGAUUCUUGGCAGGAAUAUGAAUUCUUCAAUCUUCUGAUCAAUAUCAUAGACAUCAUAAUAUUAGAGAAAGAACUCAAGUCCUAA